AAAAUCACUUUAUAACUUUUCUAGCAGGGACCUGAACCAAGUAUAAUGAAAGCUGAGAUGACAAAUAAUUAAUACCUGGUGUAGCAGAGGGAAAAAACCAACAUGAAAUUUGAAGCAACAGAGACCAAGGUCCACAAUGGUCCGUAGUGGGAAAAACGGUGACCUUCAUCUUAAACAGAUUGCAUAUUAUAAACGAACUGGUGAAUAUCAUCCGACUACACUGCCAAGUGAGAGAAGUGGAAUAAGGAGAGCGGCAAAAAAAUUUGUCUUCAAAGAAAAAAAGUUGUUUUAUGUUGGAAAAGACAGAAAACAAAAUCGUUUGGUAAUUGUUUCAGAAGAAGAAAAAAAGAAAGUCCUAAGAGAAUGCCAUGAAAACGACACUGGAGUCCAUCAUGGCAUAUCCAGAACCCUCACUCUAGUGGAAUCCAAUUACUAUUGGACUUCUGUGACCAAUGAUGUCAAACAGUGGGUAUACGCUUGUCAUCAUUGUCAAGUGGCAAAAAAUACAGUUAUUUUAGCACCUAAACAGCCCCUUCUGAAGGUGGAAAAUCCAUGGAGUAUAGUUACUGUUGAUCUAAUGGGCCCAUUUCAUACAAGCAACAGAAGUCAUGUAUAUGCUAUAAUCAUGACAGAUUUGUUCACGAAAUGGGUUGUGAUUUUGCCUCUAUGUGAUGUUUCAGCAUCAGAAAUUUCUAAAGCUAUUAUCAAUAUAUUUUUCUUAUAUGGACCUCCUCAGAAAAUAAUAAUGGACCAAAGAGAUGAGUUCAUUCAUCAGAUCAAUGUUGAACUGUGUGGAUUGUUUGGCACAAAGCAAAUUGUAAUUUCUCGUUCCUCUCAAACUGUUAACCAAACUGAAGGUAUACCUAACACCAUAAAAACAUUUCUUUCCAAACACUGUGCUGACCACCCAAACAACUGGGAUGAUCACCUAUCAGCUGUUUCCUUUGCCUUCAAUAUAACUCAUUUGGAGCCUACUAAAAAUACACCAUACUUUCAGAUGUUUAAUCGAAAUCCUUAUGUGCCUGAGACUUCAGAUGAUCUCCAUGAAAUGGAUGGUGAUAAUACAAGUAUGUUUGCCAAAAUUCUAGGUGCAAUUAAAGAAGCUGAUAAAAUAAUGGAGAAUAAGACAACUUCAGUGGGCCAGAUGGAGAGUAACAACGUUGAUGAAAUACAUAAAAACAAAAUAAUUAUUAAAAAGAAACCAAAGCAAUUAAAUCCAUUUCAUCUAAAAGUGGGUCAUGAAGUUUUAAGGCAAAGGAAAAACUGGUGGAAGGAUGGCCGUUUCCAGUCGGAAUGGGUUGGUCCUUGUGUCAUCGACUAUAUUACAGAAAGUGGAUGUGCUGUUCUGAGAGACAACACGGGGACUAGGCUUAAAAGACCUAUCAAAAUGUCUCACCUUAAGCCCUAUGUAAGAGACUCCAGCGAACAAGACAGUCUUUACCUCUUACAAGGUUCAGUAGUGGCAGAUCAUGACUACAUUGGAUUGCCUGAAAUUCCAGUUGGAGCAUACCAAGCAAGUAUUCUGGUAGAAGACGCAACUAUUGGUGUAGUUGAUAAUGAAUUAUUGACAUCAAGCAAGGAUGGUGAACUAUUAGAAUAUAGAGAUGCCAAAAUCUCUCCAUUGAUAGAAGAUAAUUGUAAUCUUGAAAAGCAGACAUUCAGUCUGUUGGACUCCUCAAACCAAGUCCUUGAGUACUUAAGUUAGUAAAUACCAAAAUUCAUUUACAGUACUUGUUUAGGAUAUAUAACUCCUUGAAACUUGAUAUUUUCCAUCAAAAAGGUUGUAUAGGAGAAGUGUCUGGAUACACUCUUAAAGACUAAAUUCUGUUUACUUCAUACCUAUUUAUUGAUCUAAAGUUGUACCGUUUGAAUGUCAGUGCGUAUACAUAAAGAUGAAAGAAGCAUAUCAUAUAUAGAAUUCACUUUUUCUUCUAAAAAGGGAACAGGCAAAGAAUGCUUGUUUCUUAGGAAGUAAAGUAAAUUUCAGCUCAAAACUCUCAAAUCUAGUA
Molecule: messenger RNA, 2009 nt
Organism: Molossus molossus (Pallas's mastiff bat)
Lineage: Eukaryota; Metazoa; Chordata; Mammalia; Chiroptera; Molossidae
Gene: GIN1
Product: gypsy retrotransposon integrase 1
Exons: 8
Coding region: 137-1705 (522 amino acids)
Biological process (GO): DNA integration
Molecular function (GO): nucleic acid binding
Source: RefSeq, a predicted model, not a curated record